This is a messenger RNA of Fraxinus pennsylvanica, 1794 nucleotides long. The record is from the annotation of a GenBank genome assembly. Lineage: Eukaryota; Viridiplantae; Streptophyta; Magnoliopsida; Lamiales; Oleaceae.
AUGGACCCCAUUGAAGUUACCUCAGAUGGAAAAUAUAGUCAAUCUAUGGGAAACAAAGAAAUUUGCAUUCUUAUUGUGGAUGAUGAUCAUACAUGCUGUGCUAUUGUGGCUAAAAUGAUCCAAUCUCACACUACUUACAAAGUAUUGCGUACCGGAGUUGCUUUUGAGGUUUUAAAGGCGAUAGAGAAGAGAAAGGACAGAUUCGAACUUGUUUUAACCAAUGUUCACAGGUUAGAAUCACGUGGACAUGAGAUUAUCCGAUGUAUAAACGAGCAAUUCAAUCUUCCCACAAUUUACAAUAUGAAGAUAGCGUCUAAAGGUCAAGAACAUAUCGUUAAAGCAAACGUUGUGAAUUCGUUUAACCGGGAUAAAAUAAAUCACCUUUGGCAAUGUGCAUUUGAGAAAUUGAAGGCCAAAAAGGUGGAAACUAAUAAUGUACGAGCGAAUUCUCACGAGAAAUCCAUGUCGUCUCAAAAGAGAUCCAUACCGUUUCAAGAGACUAAUUCACCAUCAAUUAGUCAAUCGUUACGAGUUCAUGAAAGAGAAGAAGGUAGACAUACAAACGAACAAACUCAAUGUGGAAAAGAUGAGUAUUCCCCAAAUAAGAAACCAAGGAUGGUGUGGACCACAGAAUUGCAUGCUAAAUUCAUGAAAGCCCUCGAUAAAUUAGGCGAAAAAGCAGUACCAACGAAUAUAGUUGAACUUAUGGACCAUCCAGGGUUAACUAGAGAAAAUGUUGCUAGUCAUUUGCAGAAACAUCGUGAGAGCAGAAAACGAGAUAAACACGACGCAAGUUCUAUGCUUCUGGGUUCGAUUUUAAGACUCAACCCCUUGCAAAGGAAUCCUUUUUUCGCCCAACAGGGUUACACGAUAUCUUGCCAACAAGUUCCUUCACUGUUGAACCCGAGUCAAUCGCAGUUAUUUUCAGCAAACAAUCAGAUGGACACUCCAUACCUAAAUGUACAAGAGAUACCUCUUUUGACAGUUCCACAGUUGAACAAGUAUCCAGGUCUUGGAAGUUUGGGAUUCAGAAAUGAAAAUAGCUUAAAACAUUCGAAACAGAUGUGCAUUCCCAGACAACAAGACUUCAAACUAUUCAAUCAAACCAAGAAUAUUUACACCUUUGCUGGAUUGAGAUUGGCAAACAAUGGAAAGUCAAUCGAAUUUGGCCCUCAUAAAGUAUUCCAUUCAGGAACUGCUGAGAACGAGUUUAAUGUCCUCAAGCCAGCAUCAUCAAUGAAUCAGGACAUGAUACUAAAUCAGUACACUUCACUGAUGAUAGACUCCAAUUCCCAGCAGCCUUCUCAGAUGACAACAUUCACGAGUCAUAUCCAACUGAACACCACUCCAGAUCAAAACCCUUCAGCAUUGUUCGAUUGCAUUUCCCAAGAGUUGUCUCUCUUAGAAAAUUCUCCAAACGACUUUCAACAACAAGAUACGGAACCAAUUUCAAGACCUACAAAUGAAAAUACAGUAGUACAAUACUCAUCUCAAUUGCCAAGUCCAGCAAAUAAAGACGAUGUCCAAUGUAUUUCAACACCCCAAAAUAGCAUCUUGCAGCAGCAACCUCCUAUGCAAUUCUUAGAAAAUUUCAAGAAUGAAAGUGCUGAUCAGUGCCCUUCAGCACUUCUCUUUGAUCCAGAAAUGGAUUGGAAUGAAGUAUGGACUCCACAAUUACCACAAACGCCGCAACAAAUGAAUGAUUUUGUCAAUAAAGGGAAGAUGGACAAUACAUUACUUCAAGUUAAUUUGGACAACUUGGAUUUUGGGCAACUUUUUGAAAAUGAUGAAUGA